CGGGUCGAACUCAGUUGAAGACGCGAUUCAGUGCUCGGCGGACAACGUGAUUAAACAAUUCGAGAGUGAAAUUAGAAACACUAAAUAACAUUGAACAAUUUAUUCUUCUACCUUUUCUAAGUAAAAUCGUGUAAUAGUUUGCGGCUGUAUCCAUUACUCUGUACUACAAAAUCGAAGCUAAAUUGAAUUCAUAAGUGUAACCAGUAGCGCAAAUUAUCAGAGAUUAUUCCAUGCAUACAUACAUAUGUAUGUAUGUUAGCCGAUACCGCAUGUAUUAGUAAAAAUAAUAUAUCUAACAUAAGCACAUAUUGUAUAUAUGUAUGUACAUAUGUAGAUAUAUACACUAGUGUGGUGCGCAUUGUGCGAAAUAUCAUUGCGAUGAAGUGUUAAAUGAACAAUUAAAAAAUAUUCAGUUACGAGUUAAGUGGAAAAAAUAACAGCCGAAUUAUGGAUACUAGUGAGCACGAAUUGAGUGAUAUUAUUGAGAUCAUAUCGCCCGAACUGGAUGAUAUUUCAACCUCUUCGAAACCUUACCUUCGUGUUGUAGAGCAGCCUUCGAGAAAACCGAUGAGAUUUCGGUACAACAGUGAAGGUCGUACAGCCGGAAAUAUACCUGGUGAGAAUUCAUUUCAGGAAACCAAAACAUUUCCUACUGUCGAAGUCGUAGGCUACGAAGGAAAAGCGCGGAUUCUGGUCUCUUGUGUUACAAAGGAUAAGCCUUUUCGACAACAUCCACAUCAGUUGGUAGGUCAGGAUUGUAAACAUGGUUAUUGUAUAAGAUAUGUUGGACCCGAUACCCCACUACGUGUCGAACUCAGUAAUAUUGGAAUACGAUGUGUAAAGAAAAAAGAAAUUUCGGAGUCUUUAGAGAUGCGUAAAAGUAGGAAAAUUGACCCUUUCAAGACUGGGUUUGAUCAUAUAACUGAUCCGAAUUCAAUUGAAUUGAAUUCAUUACGUUUGUGCUUUCAAGGCUUCAUAAAGGUUGGGAACGGUUGGAAAGCGCUAAGCCCAGUAGUGUCGGAACCUCUCUAUGACCGAAAAGCGAAAAGUGAAUUACUCAUUAGUCGACUUUGUAGCUGCGCAGCCACUAUUGAUGGAGGAGAUGAAAUAAUUUUGCUCUGUUCGCAAGUUAAUAAAGAUGAUGUGAAAAUUCGCUUCAAAGCGAUCGAUAACAAUCGCGAAGUUUGGCAUGCAUACGCUGAUUUUGAACCGUCCAAUGUACAUAAACAGACAGCAAUUGCAUUUCGUACACCACGUUAUCCUCAGGCAGAUUUGCCAAAAACUGCCAAGACAUACAUUGAAUUGGAAAGACCUAGUUUGGAUAAACGGAGUGACGCUUUGGAGUUUGUGUUUCAUGAUCCAGAUCGUUAUAAAAGAGAAAGAAAACGUCGGAAGAUUAGUGGAGAAAGUCUCAUAAAUCAGAUGAACAAAGAUAUGGGCUUAAACUUAAAUUAUCAAAGCAUUUCAAUGAAUAAUACUUUCAACUUGCCUGUCACCACAGUCACACAUAACUACCAAAUGCCACCGCGAUCACAGUUAUCGCCAAUACCACCACAAAAUUGUAAUACAACACCGUCGCCUUCCCCCCAGUGUGCUUACACAAAUCAACUAAGCACAUUAAUGCAGGAUACCACAAUUCAGGCAGCAAAUUGUCAAAGGCUUCAUGACCUAUUUAAUGAUCGAAAAAACCAAGAACUUGACUACAACACCAGAGACAAUAUUAACACCAAUUACCAUUAUUUUGGUACUGUACGUAACACUACCAGUGGUGGUUACUUUGAACGCAUUAAAGAAAAAAUUGAAAUGGAUAACAAAAGUGACAUAUCUGCAAUGAAUAAUACUUUCAAUUUACCUGUAAUCUCAACAACACAACCACAUCUAGACAUCAAAGAUGAGCCAAUAGGCGCUGCAAUGCCAAUAAAGUUUACAGCAGUUGAGCAACAUUUGGAUCCAUACAGAAGCAACUACCCAAUGUCACCACAGUCACAGUUAUCGCCAAUGUCACCACAAAAUCGUAAUGCAACACCGUCGCCUAUCUCACCUUCCACCAACGGUGCCUAUACAGACCAACUAUGCACACUAAUGCAGGAUAGCACAAUUCAGGCAGGAAAUUGCCAAACGCUUGAUGCCAUAUUUAAUGAUCCGGAAAACCAAGAAUUUGACUACACCACCAAAGACAACAUUAACGUCUACAAUGACAACACAAAUUACCAAAUCACGAACGGACAUUAUUUUGGUACUGUACGUAACACUACCAGUGGUGGUUGCUUUGAACGUAUUAAUAAUACCGCAGUAGUAUGUACCCCUGUUACACAUAAUAUUCAGGUUACAGAGCAACGGCUCCAAAAUCCUAUUUCAGAUAAGGAAGAGAUUGAAAGAAUUAUAUUGGAUCUCAUGCAAACGCCACUAACGCAUUCACCUGCUCAAUUAACUGAUCCCGUGCAAAACAAUUGCCAAGAUAACGCAAAUAUCGAUUUUUUUAACUAAUUAUCACAAAUAUAAUGAGAAAUUAAUAUUUGUUCAUGGAAUAAGGUUUGAAAAUCUUUCUCUACUGUUUUAAAAUUUAAAAGUUGACCGGUUAGAAUUAGGCAUUUUCUAAUGAAUAUAUGAAUAUAUGUACAUUUAUAUAUUUUUAUUUAUGUAUAUAUUUCGAACAAUACACUUAAUUAUACUUGAGAACUUAACUGAAUAAAAACAAACAUAUAUUUUAUUAAGUAUAGACAACACCUCUGUAGUUAAUGUGCAUAUUAGGUGCUUGGCUUUCAACAUGUAGAUGAUACCGUAAGACAAUAAUAAAGCAAAAGAAAUGUGAAUAAAAUGA
Messenger RNA from Bactrocera neohumeralis, 2821 nucleotides. Its product is annotated as dorsal-related immunity factor Dif-like. Gene Ontology annotation, molecular function: DNA-binding transcription factor activity; DNA binding. Gene Ontology annotation, cellular component: cytoplasm. Gene Ontology annotation, biological process: inflammatory response; regulation of DNA-templated transcription; canonical NF-kappaB signal transduction. NCBI's taxonomy places the organism in Eukaryota, Metazoa, Arthropoda, Insecta, Diptera, Tephritidae. The record is from RefSeq and is a predicted model, not a curated record. The transcript is spliced from 9 exons. The coding region runs from base 448 to 2487 and encodes 679 amino acids.